UAAAUUAUAUAUAUUUGUUUAAUUGUGACCUCUUUAUAUCACAUAUUUUCUUUUGAACUUGUGCCCCACAUGAUUUACAUUGACAAAAGUAGUUUCCUGCAUCUUGAAACAAAAAUGACCCCCAUCUUUUCAACUUUUUAGCGAUUCGCCGAGCACAUUUAGUACACGUGAGCGGCUUCUCCCACCGUCGGGCCACCCAUUAAAAGAUGAGCGGCGAGCACAGAGGGAGCCCACGAUGAGAUUGGGGGGCACAUCAGGACGCGUGAGACAACGAGCUGGGCGGCGAGGCGGCGGCAUCAGCAUCAUCACCAACAGCAGCAGCGGCGGCGGCGCCAGAGCUCGGCUGGCCAAAAAAAGAACGCGGAGCGGCAAGAGCAGUAGGAGGGAGGUGAAGAACAAGAAGAAGAGGAGGAGGAGGAGGAGGAGGAGGAGGUAGCAAUAGUGAAAUUUAAACAGAGGUGCGUGGCUGACAGAUCACUGCUGCCUUGGUGACCGCUUGGCUCGCAGCGAGUGAGGAAGAUCGGGAUCAACUUUACGGGACGAUGUGCGCUGACAGGAUGGUGAUGACGGACCUGUUGAAAGCAGAGGAGAUCAAGAAAGCUCUUGAUGCCUUUGCAGCAGAGACGUUCGACCCUAAAAAGUUCUUCGAUCUGGUUGGAAUGACGGCCAUGUCGGCCGAGAGCGUCAAGCAGGUCUUCCGGGUUCUGGACGUGGACGGAAGCGGCUUCAUAGAAGAAGAGGAACUAAAGUUUGUACUGAAGGGCUUUUCCAAGGACGGCAGAGACUUGACAGAUGAUGAGACAAGCGUGUUCCUCAAAGCCGCGGACAAAGACGGCGAUGGCAAGAUCGGCAUUGACGGUGAAAGAAGAGCAGAAGCUUUGUCGGACACCUACACUGUCAAAAUGAGAAUGUAGAAAGGGGAGAUGUGCAUAGCGGUGAACUGGCAAAGUUUUUUUGAUUGUCUGCGGUUUAUUUUCGAGAUAGCUGUAUCUUGUGUAGGUGGAUAGGUCGCCCUAUUGCGCUGAUCUGGCGGAUCGUCAAAGCGGGUGGGAGGAGGGGAGGCAGAACCACCCCACUCAGGAUGCUGCCCUGACGAUGGCCCAUAACAAGAGAAACCAUCAGUGCAU
Molecule: messenger RNA, 1127 nt
Organism: Syngnathoides biaculeatus (alligator pipefish)
Lineage: Eukaryota; Metazoa; Chordata; Actinopteri; Syngnathiformes; Syngnathidae
Gene: pvalb7
Product: parvalbumin 7
Exons: 4
Coding region: 543-914 (123 amino acids)
Cellular component (GO): nucleus; cytoplasm
Molecular function (GO): calcium ion binding
Source: RefSeq, a predicted model, not a curated record